UGUAGGUGUACGCGUCGCAGAGAAAAUGAAGUACAGAAGUCAGAAGAAAAAUAAGUAAAAGAAGUAGUAAGCAGCAGUCGAGUGGCGUGUGUAUUACGAUCGUUAAAGCGCUUAUACGCUUAGCCGGCUAGGGGUGCGACCAAUUGCUAGACUUUUCGAGUGCUUUUCAUAUUUGCACCAGCUCUACGGGGGUUAGUGAGUGAGGUGGCAGGCAUUAAAUUCAAUCGCUCAACGUUUUCAAUGUGGCAUGCCACAUAUGAGACACCAUGCAGCUGAAUAGUGUUAAUAUUGCCGGUAGUGCCACUCCAGCUGCUGCCAAGCCGCUGCUCAUGCAAAAUAGUGCAGCGCCAAUCUCAAAAGUCUUCAUUGACGACUUAACGGAGCGUAAACGCUUGUGGCGCGUACCGUGGUUCAUUAUCAUAAUGUGUAGUGUGCAGCUGGCACUUUUUUACAUUGCCAAUGACUGCAUCUAUCAGCGCCUCAUGUUUAUACCCGGACAUCCCUACGAUUAUUGGCGUUACUUCACCUACGCUUUGCUACAUUCUGAUUUCAUACACCUGCUGCUGAAUGUGUCGCUACAGUGCAUGAUUGGCUUUUGUCUGGAGAGCGAGCAGGGCCACUGGGAAGUAGGCUUCAUUUAUGCUGCUGGCGGACUUUCAGGAUCGUUGGCUACAGCAUAUUCUCAGCCUGAACUGUCGUUGCUGGGCGCGUCGGCCAGUGUUUAUGCCCUACUAGCGAGUCAUGUGCCACAUCUGAUGAAGAAUUACCGCCAAUUGCCGCAUCGUUACCUGCGCAUUGUGUCGCUGUUCAUUCUGUGCCUCAGCGAUGUUGGGUUUACCGCUUUCCAUUACCUGGUUAAUCACAACAUGAACCCUCGUAUUUGUGUGGAGGCACACAUUGCUGGCGGCCUGACUGGACUUUGUUUUGGUUUUUUACUCUACAGUCCUGUCAAAGGUCAAGGGUAUUGCGCCGACUGUCAUUUGUCAAAUACUUAAAUAAUAUAAACUUUCAUAAACAUAUGUAUGUAUGUGUGUACAUACAUUUUGCUUAUAAUCAUUUUUUAUAACCAUUGCAUCGACAUAUGUGUCCAUGUGUGCGUGUAUUUUUUGUGUAACUGAAUUUGUUUGCUCAUUUCAUUUGGAUCGUUCGCAUAAUGUAAGCCAGCAUUAGUAUUCCGUGCCAAUAAAA
Anastrepha ludens (Mexican fruit fly) is the source of this 1188-nucleotide messenger RNA. RefSeq names its product protein rhomboid. Gene Ontology annotation, molecular function: serine-type endopeptidase activity. The transcript has 4 exons. The record is from RefSeq and is a predicted model, not a curated record. NCBI's taxonomy places the organism in Eukaryota, Metazoa, Arthropoda, Insecta, Diptera, Tephritidae. Gene Ontology annotation, cellular component: membrane. Bases 267 to 995 code for a protein of 242 amino acids.